This is a messenger RNA of Branchiostoma floridae (Florida lancelet), 604 nucleotides long. Its product is annotated as ZP domain-containing protein-like. The transcript has 5 exons. NCBI's taxonomy places the organism in Eukaryota, Metazoa, Chordata, Leptocardii, Amphioxiformes, Branchiostomatidae. Bases 35 to 604 code for a protein of 189 amino acids. The record is from RefSeq and is a predicted model, not a curated record.
UCCGGAGUAUCCGGUGUUUGUGGAGUUACGGCAGAUGAUCCACGUGCAGAUCCAGGUGAACUCCAGUGACACCGACCUGCAGGUGUUCCCUCACACCUGUGUGGCCACGCCUAGCAACGACCCUGACGACAAGACCUGGAAUGAAGUCAUCAUCGACGGUUGCGCCAAACUCCCGACGCUGCAGUUUUACCCGUCACCCGGCCCGGACAGGGGGCGCUUCGGCUUCCAGGCGUUCGCCUACACCAGCGGUGUUGACAUGGUGUACCUACACUGUAAUGUGCUGCUGUGUAAGGCCUCGGACCCGAACUCCCGCUGCGCGCAGGGCUGCCAGCCGCCCUCGGGCAGGAGGCGGAGGGAGGCCGAGGGCGAACCCGAGGUGUACCGGCUGAUUCAGGGCCCCAUCGUGGUUGGCCAGGACCAGAACGGUGAGCAUGCCCGUGAGACCGGCGGCACGACCACAACCGGCGGGCGCCAGGUCACAGCUGCCGGGGCCGUGGUUGGAGCGUGUGCCGUGCUGGCCAUCGCCAUGUCUGUGGGUCUCCUGUACAAGGCGCGGCGGCACGACAGCCAGGCCGGCUAUAGUGUGCUGCAGAACAUAGACUAA